Molecule: messenger RNA, 960 nt
Organism: Salvia hispanica
Lineage: Eukaryota; Viridiplantae; Streptophyta; Magnoliopsida; Lamiales; Lamiaceae
Source: RefSeq, a predicted model, not a curated record
GAUUAACACGUCAAUUUUCCACAGCCAAUCGAAAAUCCUAAUUAUUUCAUUUCACUUCAAAAAUGGAUAAAUCUCUCCCAAUCAUCUUCAUCCAUAAAAUGAUUAAAAUCUCAUCUCUCCGCAGCUCACCUCAGCCAUCGCUUAAUUGAUUCAAUUCCUUUCUCAUUUUCAUGAAUUGAUUCUCCGAUUAAUGGCGGACGCGGCGAGAUCGGCGGGGACCGUGAAGUGGUUCAGCGGCCAGAAAGGCUUCGGAUUCGUCUCGCCGGACGCCGGCGGCGACGAUCUCUUCGUGCACCAGACCGAGAUCCGAUCCGAGGGUUUCCGCACGCUGCGCGAGGGCCAGCGGGUGGAAUUCGCCGUCGAUUGCCGCGACGACGGCCGGAGCAAAGCCGUCGACGUCGCGAUCGUCGCUAGGGAUCUGAAAUCCGGCGGCCGCGGACGCGGCAGAGGGAGAGGUAGGUUCGGUGAUGGAGUGGAGUGCUAUAACUGCGGGAGGAUCGGCCACUUGGCUAGGGAUUGCUAUGGCGACGGCGGCGGUGGAGGUGGAGAAUCUGGAGAUGGUGGUUACCGUGGCUAUGGACGCGGCGGCGACGAUGGGGGAGGAGAUAGUGGUUAUCGUGGCUAUGGACGCCGCGGGGGAGGCAGAGGUGGCGAUGGGGGAGAUGGUGGUUACCGUGGCUACGGACGCGGCGGUAGCGGAAGAGGUCGCGGCGGCGGUGGUGGAAGAGAGUGUUACAAUUGUGGCGAAGAAGGGCACUUUGCGAGGGAUUGCCAAAGUUGAUUUUGUUGCAAUUUUACUUUGAAUUUGGGUGGAAACUUACAUAAAUCUUUCAUUUGAUUUCGAUUUUAAUAAUUUCUUGUUGUACGGUUAUACCAAUGUAUUUUUUUAUCUCCAAUUUCUGAUUAUGUAUUCAACUUGUAUCAAAUUAUUGAUUUAAUACAAUUUUACAACCAAUCAAA